CCUCCAAGUGUUUGAAGAGACGGGGAUCCCCCAUAGUGAAAUCUUGCACCAGCAGCAGGAGGAGGAAGGUGGGGGACCCUUAGGGGGGCCCCUGAAAUACCCACGAUCCUGCAUCUUAUGGCUCCAUGCAGACCAGGCAGCUCUGGACCAGCGGCUGGAGAAGCGAGUGGAUGACAUGCUGGCUGCAGGACUGCUGGAGGAGCUGCGGGACUUCCACCGACGCUACAACCAAGAGAAGGUGGCCGAGAACCGGCAGGAUUACCAGCACGGCAUCUUCCAGUCCAUUGGUUUCAAGGAGUUCCACGAGUACCUCAUCAGUGAGGGGAAUUGCUCGCCUGAGACCAGUGCUCUGCUGCUGCAAAAAGGGAUCCAGGCCCUGAAACAGGUGACCAAGAGAUACGCCCGGAGGCAGAACAAGUGGGUCAGAAACCGCUUCCUGAGACGUCCUGGGCCCAAUGUGCCCCCAGUAUAUGGCUUGGAGGUGUCUGAUCACUUGCGGUGGGAGGAGGAUGUGCUGAAACCUGCUCUGGAGAUUGUGGAGAGCUUCAUCCAGGGACGUGAGCCCCCAGCAGAGCCUGUGAAGAUGGAGUGUGAUGUAAACGAGAACAAGCGGAGUCAUCGUGUGUGUGAGCUCUGUGACAGAGUCAUCAUUGGGGACAGGGAGUGGGCAG
Molecule: messenger RNA, 671 nt
Organism: Antrostomus carolinensis (chuck-will's-widow)
Lineage: Eukaryota; Metazoa; Chordata; Aves; Caprimulgiformes; Caprimulgidae
Gene: TRIT1
Product: tRNA isopentenyltransferase 1
Exons: 6
Biological process (GO): tRNA modification
Cellular component (GO): mitochondrion
Molecular function (GO): tRNA dimethylallyltransferase activity
Source: RefSeq, a predicted model, not a curated record